AUGACGGGAAGAGCGGGAGAAGUCGUCGAUGUAUUACACAGAAGACAUAUAGAUGUGUGCUGCAUACAGGAGACUAGAUGGAAAGGAAAUGGGACCAGAAUGAUUGGCAAGACUAACGAAAAGUAUAAAUUCUUUUGGCAAGGAGGUAAUGAUGGUAAGGCUGGAGUUGGGGUAUUGGUUGCGGAGAAAUUAGUAGACAAAGUAGAAGUGAAAAGGCUAGACAACCAGAUAAUGGUUAUCAAGAUGAUUUUUGGUAGAAAGCUAUAUAAUAUUAUCUCGGCAUAUGUUCCUCAGGUUGGAAGAAGUGAAGAAGAGAAAGAUAUAUUUUGGGACAGUCUAUUGGGGGUGACAUCGAGACUGGCAAACGAAGAGGGGAUUAUUCUGGCUGGUGAUUUGAAUGGACAUGUGGGAGCGAGUAGUGAGGGUUAUGAAGGAGUACAUGGAGGGUUCAAUUACGGCAUGAGAAAUUUGGAAGGAGAGAGAAUUUUAGAUUUUAGUGAUGCUAUGGAUAUUAUUGUCUGUAAUACAAUGUUUAAGAAAGAAUCAGAGAAGCUGGUGACUUAUAAGUCGGGUAGUACCAUAAGUGCAGUGGAUUACCUUGGUACCGGGAGAGGAAUGUAUAAAUCAGCAUUAGUUGUAGGAGAUCUCACUCUUAAAGGUGCCAGGGUCACUAAAAGAAAGUUUGUCCCAAGGCUGAAGGUUUGGAAAUUAAAGGAGGAGAGUGCUAGACGUCAAUUCAAUAUUGCAUUGGCGAUUAGGGAGGCGGAGGUGGCACAAGCAUCUGGAGUGAAUGACAAGUGGGAAGCCAUGAAGAAAGCUUUGGUAAUGACAACUGAGGAGGUAUGUGGAUGGACAAAAGGGCCGCCUAGACAUAAGGAGACUUGGUGGUGGAACCCGGAGGUAGCGAAAGCCGUGGAUGAGAAACGGAGGUGUUUCAAAAUGGCUAAAAGAAAUGCUAAGAAAUUAAUAGCGAAGGCUCAAGAAGAAAAAAGACACGAGUUUGCUAAAGAAAUGGAAUGCGCUGAUAGAAUUGGAAAUAUGGUUCGAAUGGCAAAACAAAUGUCUGGAAGGAAAAAUGGCGAUUGA
This is a messenger RNA of Gordionus sp. m RMFG-2023, 1086 nucleotides long. RefSeq lists its product as uncharacterized. Gene Ontology annotation, biological process: chromatin remodeling. NCBI's taxonomy places the organism in Eukaryota, Metazoa, Nematomorpha, Gordioida, Chordodea, Parachordodidae. Gene Ontology annotation, molecular function: catalytic activity. The record is from RefSeq and is a predicted model, not a curated record. The transcript is spliced from 3 exons. Bases 1 to 1086 code for a protein of 361 amino acids. Gene Ontology annotation, cellular component: nucleus.